Messenger RNA from Pseudozyma flocculosa PF-1, 1497 nucleotides. RefSeq lists its product as uncharacterized. Gene Ontology annotation, molecular function: RNA binding. The coding region runs from base 1 to 1497 and encodes 498 amino acids. NCBI's taxonomy places the organism in Eukaryota, Fungi, Basidiomycota, Ustilaginomycetes, Ustilaginales, Ustilaginaceae. The record is from RefSeq and is a predicted model, not a curated record. The transcript is spliced from 5 exons.
AUGGCUUCGACGGAAGACACCGACGACCUCUACGCCGACCUCUACGCCGACACCGGCGCUCAGGAUAUCGAUGGCAACCCGACCAGCGGCGGCGGCCUGACCGAGGACGGCGACGAAGACGACCUCAUCAUGUACAACGACGACACCACCACCCAGCCUGCCGCCUCCGACUCGAACCUGCCAUCCAAGCCUUCUUUCAUCCCUCCUGCCAGCGGCAAGAGCACCUCUUUCAUCCCGCCACCUCCUGCAGCAGCAGCAGGAGCAGCAGCAGCAUCGUCGUCAUCGUCGAAACAGCCGCCACAAGGUGUGAACCCUGGCCAGCAGAGCAACGGUUCCGCGCACACAUCACAGCAGGGUGCGGGCCAGUCGACCGGCGAUGCGGCCGCCAAACCAGAGAAGGGCGAUGGAUCCGGCGCCGAAAAGACCCUGUUGCCUCAUGAGAUGCCAGAAGAAGGCAAGAUGUUUGUUGGCGGGCUGAACUGGGAUACCACCGAUGAGGGCCUGAGAAACUACUUUUCGCAGUUUGGCGAGGUCGGACACUGCACCAUCAUGCGAGACGCCGCAACGGGCCGGUCGAGGUGCUUUGCCUUCCUCACCUUUGUCGAUCCCAAGGCCGUCAACACCGUCAUGGUCCGGGAGCACUUCCUCGACGGCAAGGUGAUCGAUCCCAAGCGGGCCAUCCCCCGUCCCGAGCAGAACGUUUCGCGCUCGCAAAAGGUCUUUGUGGGCGGCCUGCCGCAGAGCGUGACGCCGCAGUCGUUCCGCGCCUACUUUGAGCAGUUCGGCGCCGUCAUCGAGAGCAACUGCAUGAUGGACAAGGAGACGGGCAACCCGCGCGGGUUCGGCUUCAUCACCUUUCAGGACGAGACGAGCGUCCAGCACGUGCUCAACAUCCAGCCGCUCAACUUUGAGGGCAAGAUGGUCGAGGCCAUCGCGAGGAUGUACCAGCAGAUGGGCUGGGGGUCAGCCAACUGGAACCCGCAGAUGGCAUGGCAGCAGAUGACGGCCAGCCUGGGCGGCAUGGGCGGCAUGGCGGGCAUGGACAUGGGCAUGGGCGGCAUGGGCAUGGGCAUGCAGGGCAUGGGUAGCGGCAUGGGCGGAGGAAUGGGAGGCAUGGGCAUGGGAGGCAUGAGCAACGGAGGAGCCAGCAACGGCGUCGGAUGGGGCAGCCAAGGAGGCCGAGGCGGCGGUGGUGGCGGUGGUGGUGGCGGCAACGCUGGUGGUGGCUACCGCCGCGACCAACCUCGAGGGAGCCUGCAGCCGCCCGGCUCGGCGGGCCUGCCUUCCCGACCCAUGAGCGGAAGUCCUCCAUCGAGCGGCGCCACGGGCGGAGGGGGACAUGCGGGCAGCUAUGGGCGCGACCACAGUCGCGAGAGGUCGCCGAUGCGCAACCGCAGCGACUCGAGGGACGCCCACCGACGCGAGCGGUCGCCGCAGCGAGGCGGUUCGGGCCGCAACUACGACUCGGGCCAGCAGCAGCGAGGCCAGCGCUUCUAG